AUGCCAGGUUCGCCAGGAUCCAAGACCGAGCCUCGGUCCCAAGAUGGAUCGGAAAAAGCGGAGGAUCCUCCAAAUCAAACUCUUUACGAAUCACAACCGCGGCGAGGCUCGUUCUGGAGAAAUUUACGGCGCUAUAUUUGGGAUGACCCGGACAAGCCGGCCUAUGAGAAAAAGUUCCUCUUGAAGCUUGACUUUUUUCUUUUGACUUACACUUGUCUGGGAUAUUUCUGUAAGAACCUGGACCAGGCCAAUAUCAGCAACGCUUAUGUAUCAGGGAUGAAAGAAGCCCUUCAGAUGCACGGAAAUCAGCUUACAUAUGCGUCAAACGUCUUUACCGCUGGGUAUGUCAUCUCACAGCUGCCCGCCGUCAUCCUCGUCACCAAGGUCCGGCCUUCAUACAUCAUCUCCACGUUGGAAAUCCUCUGGGCAGUCUUCACCUUCUGUGCGGCAUCCGUUAAGACAGUGCCUCAGCUCUACGCAAUUCGGUUCUUAGUCGGACUAUGUGAAGGGGCAUUUUUCCCGACCAUCAUCUAUCUCAUCGCAAGCUGGUAUACCAAGAGCGAGCGCGGCAAGCGCGUCACGUUAUUCUACUCCACUGCUACGCUCUCCCAGAUGUUCUCGGGGUAUCUUCAAGCUGGUGCUUAUGACGGCCUGGAUGGGAGGAUGGGUCGUGCUGGGUGGCAGUGGCUAUUUGUCAUUUGCGGCGUUAUCAGUCUACCCAUUGGUGUUCUGGGGUACUUCUUCAACCCCGACUUCCCCGAAAACACUCGAGCUUUCUACAUCAAGCCAGAAGAAGCCGAGUUCGCCCGGAAAAGGCUACUUGAUGAGGGCUACAAGCCACUGGGCGCAUCUGCAUGGAGCAAGAAGAAGAUAUUUCGCAUUGUGACCUGUUGGCAGUUCUGGGUAUUGUCAUUUGGCUACUUUUUCGUGCAGUCCAGCUUCCCAGUCCAACAACCAUUCUACGCCUUGUAUCUAAAGGCUACAGGGCACACAGUAUACCAGAUCAAUGUCGAAGAUGGCAAGCAAUCCUGGUCAUGCAAGGCGGGACUAUUUUCGGAUGCAUUGUUUUGGCAGUCUGGGAUGUCCCUCUUGGGCUGA
Messenger RNA from Diaporthe batatas, 1098 nucleotides. RefSeq lists its product as uncharacterized. Gene Ontology annotation, biological process: transmembrane transport. NCBI's taxonomy places the organism in Eukaryota, Fungi, Ascomycota, Sordariomycetes, Diaporthales, Diaporthaceae. Bases 1 to 1098 code for a protein of 365 amino acids. The record is from RefSeq and is a predicted model, not a curated record. The transcript has 4 exons. Gene Ontology annotation, cellular component: membrane. Gene Ontology annotation, molecular function: transmembrane transporter activity.